CAUGGCGUCGAUAAGUAAAUACUUGACAGCCAAGAACUCCUCUAUAGCAGGUGCCACAAUCGUUGCCUUGUAUCUUCUCAAGAGGAGAAGACAUGCAGCCCAAUUAAGUUGGGGGAAAAGAUCAUCAGAGCUACAGUUGAGAAGAGAUCUGAUUCUCAAGAUCUUGCACACCAAUGAGAUGCUAUUGAGCCCACACUACAACACUGUCUGAGCCAAGGACUACAUGCUCUCUGAGGCCAAGCAGGAAAAGACGGUGGUGGACAAGGUGUUUUUUGCACGUGUCCUGAAGAUUGUGAAGAUCAUGGUUCCUGGAGUGUUCUGCAAAGAGUCAGGAUACUGUCUCCUCAUCGCUGCUAUGCUGGUGGCCAGAACCUACUGUGAUGUGUGGAUGAUCCAGAAUGGGACCAUGAUCGAGAGUGCAAUCAUUGGUCGAUCAACAAAAGAUUUCAAGAGGUUCUUGUUCAACUUUAUAAAAGUUAUGCCAUUUAUCUCGCUAGUCAACAACUUCCUGAAGCUGGGCCUGAAUGAACUGAAGCUCUGCUGCCGUGUUCGACUCACCAAGCACCUCUAUGACGAGUACCUGCAAGGUUACACAUACUAUAAGAUUGGUAACCUGGACAACCGCAUCGGUAACCCUGACCAGCUGCUGACCCAGGACGUGGAGAGGUUCUGUAACAGUGUGGUGGACCUCUACUCCAACGUCAGCAAGCCUUUAUUGGACAUUGGUCUGUACAUCUUCAAGUUGACUUCAGCCAUUGGUGCACAGGGUCCUGCCUGUAUGAUAGGAUACCUGAUGUUCUCUGGGCUCAUCCUGACACGUCUGCGGAGGCCCAUCGGGAAGAUGACGGUCAUGGAGCAGAGGUACGAGGGAGAGUACCGAUUCGUCAACUCUCGCCUUAUCACCAACAGUGAAGAGAUUGCCUUCUACAAUGGAAACCUGAGGGAGAAGCAGACCAUUCACUCUACCUUCCAGAAACUGGUGGACCAUUUACACAAUUUCAUUGUCUUCCGCUUUUCAAUGGGUUUUGUGGACAGCAUCAUUGCUAAGUAUAUUGCCACUGUUGUCGGGUACCUGGUGGUGAGCAGGCCGUUCCUGAACCACACCCACCCACGCCACCUACACAGCACCCACGCUGAGCUGCUCGAGGACUAUUACCAGAGUGGGCGUAUGUUGCUGAGCAUGUCUCAGGCCCUGGGCAGGAUCGUCCUGGCUGGCAGGGAGAUGAGCAGGCUCUCAGGGUUCACCGCUCGUAUCACCGAGAUCAUGAAGGUCCUGAAAGAGCUGAACUCUGGGAAAUACGAGAGGACCAUGGUCUCUCAGCAGGGAGGCAGAGAUAGUGAAUCGCUAGAUAGAAUCACCCUGGUCCCAGGAAGUGGUGAAAUCAUCAACAAAGACAAGAUCAUCAAGUUUGAGCAUACACCUCUUGCAACGCCUAAUGGGGACAUUCUUAUCAAAGACCUCAGCUUUGAGGUGAUGUCAGGGACAAAUGUCUUGGUAUGUGGCCCCAACGGCUGUGGGAAGAGCUCACUCUUCAGAGUCCUGGGAGAGCUCUGGCCUCUGUUUGGUGGCCGUCUCACCAAACCUGAGAGAGGGAAGCUCUUCUACGUUCCCCAGAGGCCAUACAUGACCCUAGGCUCUCUGAGAGAUCAGGUGAUCUACCCAGAUACAGUGGAGGACCAGAGGAGGAAGGGGACCUCUGAUAAGGUGCUGAAGGAUUACCUGGACAACGUCCAGCUAGGUCACAUCCUGGAGCGGGAGGGAAGCUGGAACACAGUCCAGGACUGGAUGGAUGUCCUCAGUGGAGGAGAGAAACAGAGGAUGGCUAUGGCCCGUCUGUUCUACCAUAAGCCCCAGUUUGCCAUCCUGGAUGAGUGCACCAGUGCUGUGAGUGUCGAUGUGGAGGACUUCAUCUACAGCCACUGUAGGACGGUGGGCAUCACGCUGUUCACGGUUUCUCACAGGAAGUCUUUGUGGAAGCACCAUGAGUACUACCUGCACAUGGAUGGAAGGGGGAGCUAUGAGUUCAAACCCAUCACCCAGGAAACGGUGGAGUUUGGGUCAUAACGAUCUUACCAUAGCCAAGUAUUGCACACAGAGAUGGUCCUAAGUAAUUCUGCACUUCAUGAAGCAUAGAGCACAGAGGUCAAGUCCUAACAUCUUAAAAAUGUUACGCUGGAGUAUGAAGACUGAGCGCUCUCUCAAUGUCAAGAGAGAAAUACCUAAACCUGUACAUUUAAAGGUAGGGUCUACAAUAUGGCAUCAUCAUACACAGCACGGUACACUUCCUGCUUACAGAAAUAAUAAACAACAAAAUUUAUGUCUGCUGAGACCGACAGUAUUGGUUCUUCCUUAGGACAGAUUUUGAAUUCUGUUGUUUAUGCCUGGAAACAGGAAGUUGCCCCGCUGUGUAUGAAGAUGUCAUAUUGCAGUCAACCAUUUGCAGACUUGUGUGUCUGUAUGGGUGAGUUUUAAGUGUAUAUGAAGCAAAUAAUGUACUAAAAAGCUAGCCUUACUGAUUUUGUUUCCCCCGUUUUAUUUAUGUUAAUGUUGCAUUGUUUUUAAUUAUUUAUAAUGUUCAGUUUUGAUGUUAAAUGAAUUGAAAUGUCAAGAGUUCCAUGAAGUGAUGUUUUAAAUGUUUGUCUAGUGCAGUUAACACUGAAGUGCAUUCUUCUUUCAUGAAGCCAGUUACUGUAACUGUAUUUUUAAGCAUAGAUAGUCUGACUCCGUCAACUACGAUACCUGAAAAUGUAUUGUUUUUGUCUCCUAUAGUAAAAUCCUUAAGCUUAGGUUAAUGUACAGUAACUGAACUGAAAGUUGAGCUUUGAUUAUUUUGUUAAAAGGGGAUUGAGGACGUGGGAAUUUUGUUUUCAUAGGAUAGUUCAAAUGCAAUAGAUUUGAGCUGAACUACACAUGAAUAUAUAUUUCUCGAAACAA
Molecule: messenger RNA, 2935 nt
Organism: Oncorhynchus keta (chum salmon)
Lineage: Eukaryota; Metazoa; Chordata; Actinopteri; Salmoniformes; Salmonidae
Product: ATP-binding cassette sub-family D member 3-like
Exons: 23
Coding region: 224-2065 (613 amino acids)
Biological process (GO): peroxisome organization; long-chain fatty acid import into peroxisome; fatty acid beta-oxidation
Cellular component (GO): peroxisome; peroxisomal membrane
Molecular function (GO): long-chain fatty acid transmembrane transporter activity; ATP binding; ABC-type transporter activity
Source: RefSeq, a predicted model, not a curated record